Messenger RNA from Mauremys mutica (yellowpond turtle), 11447 nucleotides. RefSeq names its product BBX high mobility group box domain containing (gene BBX). Gene Ontology annotation, biological process: regulation of transcription by RNA polymerase II. Gene Ontology annotation, cellular component: nucleus. Lineage: Eukaryota; Metazoa; Chordata; Testudines; Geoemydidae. Gene Ontology annotation, molecular function: DNA-binding transcription factor activity, RNA polymerase II-specific; RNA polymerase II transcription regulatory region sequence-specific DNA binding. The record is from RefSeq and is a predicted model, not a curated record. The transcript has 15 exons. Bases 33 to 2726 code for a protein of 897 amino acids.
AAAUAUUGAAGGUCAACUUUAAGGUCACAGUAAUGAAAGGCAGUAAUCGGAAUAAGGAUCAUUCAACAGAAGGAGAGGGAACUGGGAAACGACCAAAGAGAAAGUGUCUUCAGUGGCAUCCACUACUUGCAAAGAAAAUCCUUGACUUUUCUGAAGAGGAGGAGGAAGAAGAGGAAGAAGAAGAUAUCGAUAAGGUCCAGCUUCUUGGAGCUGAAGGUCUAGAGCACGAUGCUGAUGAAACAGAAGAUGAUGAAUCCUCAGAGCAGCGAGCCCGCAGGCCAAUGAACGCAUUUCUCUUAUUUUGCAAACGUCAUCGCUCCCUUGUGCGUCAGGAACACCCCCGUCUGGACAAUCGUGGUGCUACCAAGAUAUUGGCAGAUUGGUGGGCUGUCCUAGACCCGAAAGAAAAGCAGAAAUACACUGACAUGGCCAAGGAGUACAAAGAUGCAUUUAUGAAGGCAAAUCCUGGCUACAAGUGGUGCCCUACAACAAACAAACCUGUGAAAACCCAGUCAUCCACUGUUACAAACAGGAAAAAGCUAUGGGCCUUCCCGCCAGAAUCUGCAAAAGAUCUACCAAGUCCCAAGAAAGUGGCAAAGAAUGAAGAAAUGCCUCAGCUGAACUUUGGAAUGGCAGAUCCUACGCAGAUGGGAGGCCUGAGUAUGCUGCUUUUAGCAGGGGAACAUGCCCUGACUGCACAAGAAGUUUCCUCGAGUACUUGCCAGUCUGAUGCAUCUAAUUCUACUGAAGCAUGUCGGAAGUCACCAUUGUUCCAGUUUGCAGAGCUCUCUUCAAGCCCAUCACAACCUGAUGCCCCGGCGGCAGCAAAACAAACAGAGGAGUCAGCACUGUUUCAGUUUGCGGAGAUCUCAUCAAAUACUUCACAGCUGGGGAGUCCUGAGCCUGUAAAGCACUGUGGGAAGUCAGCACUCUUCCAGCUGGCAGAGAUUUCCUCGAGUACAUCCCAUUCAGGCCCUCCUGACUUAACAAAGCAGUGUGGGACGUCAGCGUUGUUUCAGUUGGCAGAGAUGUGCCUUGCAUCAGAGGCGGUAAAAGUGAAAGAACCUGGGAAGGUGGAAGUGGAAACAUCAGUGGAUGUGAAAGCAGAAGCUCCAGAGGAAGUGAAAGUGAAAGAAUUGGAGAAAGUGAACGUGAAAGACUCACAGGAAGUAAAAGUGGAAGAAUCUGAGAUGGUGAAAAAUCAAAAUGACGAAAAGACAAAAACUGAAGAGUUGGAGAAAGUUACAAAAUGCAGUCACUUUACUGAUCCGGCAGCAGACAGCAGUACUGUAGAGAUAAAUAAUAGUACCAGUGCAAAGGAUCACACAUGCCAUUCUCAAGAGCUUUCACUUGCUGACUUUAAUACCCUGGGUCUGAGCAAACCAGAAAAGAUAAAAAAGAAAAAGAAAAAAAAUAAGCUGGACCGGCACACAAACGAAAAAUCCACCGCCAAGAAGGCUUGUAAAAAGAGGCAGUCCUCUGAGUCGGACAUUGAAAGCGUCAUUUAUACUAUCGAAGCAGUUGCAAAGGGCGACUGGGGUGCCGAGAGACUCGUCGAAAUCCCCCGGAAGAAGGUCCGCCCUGCCUCAAACAUGAAGGGAAGUGUGUUGGACACAAAGUCACCAAAGAAAAAAGUAAAAUCAAAAGAGAAGAGAGCAUCAAAGGAGAAAUCCUCGGAGACCACCAAAGAAUCAAAGCCUCCUGACUUCCUUAGUAUUACAGCCAAUACGGAGGCGCCUUGUGAGGUACCUGACAACAUAAAAGCAGAACCACUGACCCCAACAGAGGAUGUCGUACCACAGAGUUUACCUGGACAGGUCAAAACAGCAGACAGUGACUGUAAUAAAAAGAUAGAAACCUGUGGCUCCAGGAAAUCAGAGCGAUCUUGCAAAGGUGCUCUUUAUAAGACUCUGGUGUCAGAGGGCAUGCUCACGUCCCUGCGUGCCAAUGUGGACAGAGGUAAACGAAGCUCAGGAAAAGGCAACUCCUCAGACCAUGAAGGAUGCUGGAAUGAAGAAAACUGGGCCUUUUCCCAAAGUGGGAUGAGUGGGAGUAAAAAGCUGAAAAAAACUAAGCCAAAGGAAGAAUUUGUUCUGGGUUUAGCAAAAUUGGAAGAAGAAUUUGAAAAAAAAUUCAACAGCCUCCCUCAGUACAGUCCCAUUACGUUUGACCGGAAAAGCGUAUCUGUUCCAAGGAAAAAGAAGAAGGUUGGAAGCUGCCCAGCAGAACAACCAAAAUCCAACAAAGCCAUACUUGCAGAAGACAAAAACCCCAGUGAGCCUGCACGGAAGAAUAAAACUUCUGUAUCUAUCCCAAAUACUCCAGAGCCAGCACUGCUGCAUGAACCCUUGGUUGGUAGCCAAAAGAGGAAAGCGAGGAAAACUAAGAUCACACAUCUUGUUCGGACAGCAGAUGGACGAGUGUCACCAGCAGGAGAGGCUCAGGAGGAAAAACCAAAGGAGCUACCACAGAGUAGUCUCCAAAAAACAUCAAGUGCGGAGACCGAUUGCAACGACGAAUGUUCUAGAAGCACAGAAGCAGAGGACACUCAUAGUAUUACGCCAGGCAUGCCAGCUGUGUCUGCAUUCUUUAGCUUAGCUGCUCUAGCAGAAGUAGCAGCAAUGGAAAAUGUACACAGAAGUCAGAGGGCAGCGCCUCUCCCACGUGACGGACAGCCAAAAGAAAUGUCUCAGGCUCCGGUGCUUAUUUCCUGCGCCGACCAGUGAAGCUCCACCUUAUUGUAAAACAUUGUGCUUUACCUAAUAUCCUAGCCUUGUCUUUACCAAGGGAAGCUAGUCAGUCCAUAUGAUGGAAAAUAUAGACUUGCAAACAAGUGCUUAUUGCUGUGAGUGGCCCAGAUUUCACUUGAAGCCAGAAGUUAGCAACUUGGGCCGAGUCCUCCAAUUGGAACCCAGAAUCUAGGAAGGUGGUGUUAUUUGUCUAAUAAUGAAAAGAAAUGGAAUGAUCCUGGAGCUUGCUUUCUAUUGAAGGCUUUUAAACAGUAAACAGGCGGUUUGUGUGAAAAAGGCUGCCUUUACAGUAGCUCACACAGCAUCUCUUCUAUCAACCAGAGGGUAUGGAAACUAGUUUCAUAUAAUACCUAGUUAUUCUAAACAAAAAUACAAAAAAAAAAAAAAAACACUGACGCACUGCACUAGUUAUUAGAUAUUCUUAGUCAUUUUUGUACAUGAAGAUUUAAGUUCUAAGAUGGUUUAUAUAAUAGGUUAUGCCUACAUUUAUAUUGUAGAAUGAAUUUAAAAACCUGUUCUGGAGAACUCAAGGCAGCAUGGACAGAUGUACCAUUGUUAGCGGUGUUUGCUCAACCAUGUGGUCCAGAUGUUCUGCACUUUUAUAUUUGCCACCACAGUGGUAGAGUUUACUAGCGAAAAUUCUGACAGGCUGUGUUGAUUUUGUUGUUUGUUCGUUUUUUUAAUUUAGCAUUGAAUAACCAGAAUGAUUUGCAUUAGAAAAAGGAGUGGCAUAUGGGAAAGAACAAUACUGCAGAUUAUGGACUGGUCUUUCAUGCAUUGGAGGGUUCCUUUAUUCUGCAUGGAGGUCUAAAUGACUGAGUGAAAUGCUCAUGUAAACAAAAAAAGUACUACAAAUACAUUGUUCAGAAGUGACCUUAGUAUUACUUCACUAUUCUAAAAACCUUGAAGACAUGACUUCAGUAUACAUGCACACUGAUAUACAUACCUUUUACAUUUGACAGACACUGGAAUUGUUGUAAUUACUAUGCGCAAUCUAAAUUGGCUUUGUAGAUUGUAUAAAAAGAGCCAGUUAUAGUUUGUGUUGGUAAAGUGGUAAGAUGUAUGCAAGUAAACCAGGAUUGAAGAAUAAGGUUUGACUAAAGUUAGGCUAUCAAGCAGAGAUCCACCUGCCAGUUCCUGUCCUUGCUUUUGUUUUCUUUAUGUAUUCUGCUCUCAUAAAUACAUCCCAAAAGCCAGCACCAAGUGUAUCACUUGGACUAUAUCUUCACUAUAUUGACUUAAAAUAUUUCAUAAGCCAGGUGGUUGUUUCCUACCAACAGAUGCAAAAUGAUUACUAGAAAUUAAUCUGAAGCUACAAAUUCAACAGGGUACUUCUUUCAUAGCACAAGAUGUUUCCCUACGUUUUGCGUCAUAGCACAAAGAUUUACCAAAUUGGACCCCAGCAAUAACUUUCUAUUAGUCUUCUUCAUACUGGCUGAAGUUUUGAUAGUAUUAGGUUGAGUUUGAAGCUCUUGAAUUAAGUCUUUAAAUAAUGAGAGUUUACAUGGUUCUAUCAGGCAUUCUUAUUUAUACUUGACUGAAUUGAUGUGUUUUUUUGGGGUGGGAGGGAUUUGUAAUUCUAAUUUGAUGUAAUAGCCAUAUGAAAAGUAACUCUAUUAAUGGUUGCUAGAUUUUAGCCUUUUGUUGCUGUAGAUAAGUGCAGAAUCUUCAGUUUAAAUGUUGGGAAAUGCUAUACAACAUACCACACAAGUUGUAACAAAUGAUGAAGUAUUGAUAAAAAGCAGAUAGCUUGGAAAAUAUGAUUAAAAUGCAUGUAAAAUAUCACCCUCAAAGAUGCUGGAGGAAGAUAUGUUGGCAGAAGGGAAGAAAAAGGAAAUAAACUUUAAUAGUAAUAAGAGAGUUAAAAGGCUUUUUAAACUUCAGGUAGAAAUAAGACUGGUAAAGAGCCCCCUAUUAUGCCAUUGUAGCAUGUGGCAAUAUUUUUAAUAAAACUUUAUUAACGUUUUCUAAAUUAUUUUAACAAAACAGAAAAACUGUCAACAUUUAAAACUGUUGGGUCACGGUGAAGUGGCUGUUGGCAUUUUGGACCACUUUAUAAAUUAUAAUUAGCUGAAAUCCAAAUAUUAUAUGGUGCAGGCCGUUCACCUUGACAAUGGUACUAACUUAUUUCUCUAGAACCCCCUAGAAUAGAUAUAUUUUUGCCAGAGCACCCCAUCAUUCUUCAAUUUGAAUUUCAGUAUUGUUCCUUAAGAUAUUUCUGUAUAUUAAUGGUACCUUUUUUAAAAGAAAAAAAAUUACUUUUUUCUAUGUGAAUCAAUAUCUUACUUGAUCUGCUUUUCCUUAGAGAGGGGUUGGGGCUGGGUCAAUUUACUGGAUAUGACUGUUUUCAGAUACUUAAAAACCUUUUUGUAGAUAUGCUUAAUUUUUAAGCAGUUAGGCACUGAGAGUAGCAGAAAUCCUGCAAAGCUUUAUAGUUCAUUAGGCACUUGCCUUCGUUGGUUCUCGGAGUGAUGUCUUGAUUUCAGUAGCAAGAAUUUUCCCUGAAUCUACUGGAAAGGGUAGCAGUAUUUUCAGGUAACAAAAUUUGUUAGCACAAGAAAAUUUCAGACCAACAUUUUACUGUAUUGGGUUUGUUUUUGUUUUUUAAUUUUUUUUAUUUUCAGUUGCUUUAAUUUGGAAAAUCGGAUUGCUGUGGUAUGUACUUCAGCAUACCAGCAAAUACUUUCACCCAUUGACAUAUGUCCACAAAUGCUUCUAGAGAAGAAAUUGUUGCACCUUAUGUAUAUCUCAAGCAAACCAAAAUAUGAUGCUUUUCUGCUUUGUUUAUUCUAAUUAUGUUGUAUCAUUCGUUACUGAACUCAUUCUCACGUAGCUAAACCUGUUGAUAUUUUUGCAUUUAAACUUAAUUUCUGGAUCUGAACCUAUGUAUAAAUCUUUCUUUUAAAAAACAAAAAGCAAUUAUCCCAGUCCUCUCUGAAUUCUUGAUGGGAGUGAGGAAUCUUGUUUCAAGUGUAAAAUGCAGUACUGUUCCAGUUUUCUUUUGCUUUUAUUUAUUUGGUGAUCUUUGAUAUUUUAUGUGUAGUUUUGAGGUAUACAAAGUGUAUUAUAGUAGCUAAAGCUACAGACAUAAGCAGCUGGGAGAAAAAUACUGUAAUGUUUUUUUAAUUGUUUCAGUACUGUAAAUGAAUAGAGGAAGAAUGUUCUGCAGAGCAUUUGAGAUGCAGGUUCUGAUCCCCACGUUGUUUUAUAGUCCAGAUUAGACCAAAAUUGAUCAAAAAAGGUAUGGAGAUUAAAUCAUGCUGUUGUAAUUAUGGCAGUAUUUAUCCCUUGAAUGUGCUGUAAUUCCAGACAUUGAAUAUAUUUAUUUAAGAUGCUUGAAUGCUCUUUUAUACUAAUUCAGUGUCCCAAAGUCAUGAGCAAAGGAUUUGUUGUCAGUUUCAAUUCCCAGUUUAUAGUGCCAGUGCAUGAGUUUUGAAAUAGAAAAUAAACAUUGGGUUGGGAAAGGAAGCAGGGACAAGGGAUUGACAGAACCCUAUGAGCUGGUAUUUAAAUUUCAACCCUUUUGUCAUUUCCCCCCUUAUUUAAUUGAGUGACACUCUGUCUAUGUAGCAUGAAGCUGGUAGGCACAGUGCAGUCUUUGACUCUAUGUAUUGCCACUUUGCAUCCAUGUCGAAACCCAAGAGAGUUGUAACUUGCCCCAGAAUAAGGCCAUACAUUAAUCUGGAUGACAUCUCUAAUGAUAAAGGGGGCAUCUUUUAGUAUGAGGCAUUAAUGUGAACCAGUUCUAAAAUGUGCUGCCUGUUUAGCUACUGGGCAAAUACUGGAAUAUGCUCUGAAGCCAUAAACUUGAGACAGUUAAGAGGGUGUCAAAGAAAAGACGGCCUCUUCUCAGCAUGGUGAAAUUAUGGCAACAAAGGAGAGGUAAAAGACUUUACAUUCUGUAAAAGAAAAAAAUAGGAUGAUAAAUAAUUCAUCGGGUUUGCAUGAUGCUCUAGUGUACAGUGAUUGUUGGCUGCAUCUCCCCAGAUGAAUGCUAAUUUUAAUAGGGCUUCCUCUACUAAAAGGCUACUUUCUUUGACUUCCAUUUGCUUUCCAUUUUCAUUUUAAAUGGAAUGUAAUCUGUUCAGCCAUCAAUGCCAUUUUUAUAUCAUGGUAUGUUUUAAUUUCCAAGAACAAUAUUUAUACAGAGGGAACAGUGUGACACAAAAUAUACAGUGAAAGCUGUACUGUUUAUAUUGCUGUUAUGCUUUUGACUUGUCAUAGUCAUAUAGAUUGUCAGACAUUGUCAUUUAGCUCGUAUUGGUUCAAUAAGAUGGUUUUUGUGACAACAGAAAAUGUAGAGCUCAUCAGAUGAUUAACUUCAGAUAUUCCCAAAGGAAAUGCAGUAAUCCAAAAGCUGCUUUUAAUACUUAGUGAGUUACAUUCACUAUAUCAUGCUUUCACCUGAAAACAUAAUUGUGCAACUCAUAUGUCAUAAACCAUGUUUUAUCCAUUAGACAGUCUUUCCUGUGCUUGUUAGAUUGUAGAGUUUCUAGAUAUCUUUGUCACAUUUUGUAAUAUUUCCAGCAUUAAUUCUCUUUACCUUGUACGUGUAUGAAAGAGUCAUCUACAACUGUCAGAAUAUUAAGUCAUUUCAGGACAUACAGAGCUGUAAAUUAAUGCAUUUAGGCUGUCGCAGAGAAGUUUGCCUUUUCCCCUCAAUUCCCCAAUAAAAAGUCACAGCGAGGUUUACACUUCUCAAUUAAAUACCAAGUUAGUCUUGCAAAUUUUCUAAUAAUUAAAUUUACAUCUUUUGUAGAGAGGGGACACUAUACCUUAAACUUGUCUGCAGCUCAUUAAGGCAACAAUCCAGAGAGAGCUAAUUCUAUGCCCUAAUUCAACAAAGUAUGUAAACUCAAACUUACUAAACUCUUCAGCACAUGCUUAAAUGUUAAGCAUGUGUUUGUGUGCUGUCCUGAUUGUCGAUGUUUCUGUGAACUGGAGCCUUAAUUCACAUUGGACUUUAAACAAAUACUAACAUUUUAACAUUCAUUAAGAUUUUCCAGAGAAUUAUUUUCUAAUUACUGGAUUCUGAUUGUGUUAUCAAGUACCAAGUAGAAACUCUCCAUAUGCUUCAAUGGAAAAAAGAUGUUACCUCACAAUCUGUAAUAGAAAUUACUUGGCUAAAUGUGCCUCCUCAAAUAACACUCUAAUCCUACCCUUUUUACUCACAGAAGUAAAACAAUCUCCUCCCCCCCCCCCACCCCUCAAAUCAUCUUCACACCAGUGGCUGGAACUUUGAAAGUGACCAAAGAAAUGUAUGUAAUGCAGAGCAGUGACCUGCAACUUUUUCUCUAUGAACUAAGUAUUUUACACUCGGGAGUUCAACUGUAAGACAGCCUGAGGUUUCUCACACUGUCUUAUGAACUUUAUUUUCAUAGGUUUCAAUCUUUCCCUUGCAUAUGGAGGGAUGAGAUUUUUCAAAGUGUCUAAAGUGAAUAAGGAAUACAAACCCCAUUGAGCUACUCACUUAGCCACGUUAGAAAAUCCUACCCCUAAACAGAGUUUGCUUUGGCCAUCAAGUCUUUCAGUCUAUCAAGAGCUGAAACAUGACUGAAUUUCAAUUGUCUGUUUUCAUAGGGCCUGAUCCUUCAACCUUUAUUCUCACACAUAAUUCCAUUGACUUCUAGUCCAUAAUUUGUCUUUAUUUGCUCUAAAGUUUGGUGUAAACAUGCUUUGUAGUAAUUAUUUCCAUUAAGAGGUCUAAUAGCGCUCUUGCCUUCUUAGAUGUGUGUAGUUAAAGUUAAUAAUCACAUUUAUAAAAUGCCUUUCCUCAAAAACUGAUACCUAAUUUGAUAUUUUUUAAAAUGCACAUGUUAAUUCAUGUGUCUAACAUGCUAAAGUACAUUAACUGUGAUCAUGAAACUGAAUAAAAUAUUUGAAAACAAUCUUUCAAAUAGAUUACUUUAUAUUCACUCUAUUUUAGCUAUCCAAUAUGUACUUGUAAAUAAUUUCCCAUUUUAAAUUAAUGGAUGCAAAUAAAUACUUUAAGUUGAGCUUUUUUUGAUAUUUGUGCUUGUUUACCUUAAUGUGACUAAUGCAGUAAUUUAUUAGUCUGGCAGUGAAUGAAUUCUACUAAAAUUCAGAUUUUUUUUUUAAACUGAAAAAUCUUGUUAGCCCCCUGAAAAAACAGGUUAUUCAGAAACAUAAGCUGAACUAGAUUGUCCAAACUGCACGCUAUAAUUCCUGUUUUCUUUAAAACCAACAAUGUAACUACUCCAGUAGUCAAUCGAAAAUAUGUUGGCUGGGAGUGGUGGUGUUUUAAAUAGUUGUUGUUGUUACACAGAAAAUAUGCCCAAACCAGCAUAGUUUAGACGGCUCGUUUUGACACAUGAGCUUCCAGUUUGUUUUUAAAACUCUAAGGCCUAAUCUAGCACCAUUGAAAUCGGUGGAAUGACCCCUACAGAGCUCAACAGGCUUUGGUUCUGGCUCUUACUAUGUGCUAAUGCUGGCAAAGCACCACUGAUUUCAGUGGAAAUACAUUAGUGCAAAACUGGAAGAGCCCAGUGAAGUAUCAGGCCCUUUGUCUAUCUCUGCUUUCUUGGAUUUCAUCUUACACACCUGAUUGCACAUUUCAUCUACAGCCCACAGACAAUUAACUGAAAUCAUCUGUACGUAACCAAGCCCUUCCUUCAUCUCUAGUCCUAGGACAGCAAGGGAUUUAUUUUUUAAAAAUAGAUCCUUAUUUUAAAAUGUAAUACUGAUGAUGAUUAUUGCUUAGGGUUUAUAUUGUGGUAGCACCUCCAGGCCACAACCAGGUUGGGCCCCAAUUGAACUUGGAUCGUAUUCAGUCCACACAGUUUCCUCCUCCAGAUGCUUGAAAAUGUAGAUUCUUGGGAUCCAAUCGUCCACUCUUCAUGGACCUGAAACUUCCAUUGACUUCAGUGGGAUGUUUUUGGUGUGCAAGGAAUGCAAGGUUGUGCCUUCUCUGGAUAGUAUAUAGAAGAUAAUACUUAGGGAACUGUGGCUGAAGGUGGGGUUUUGUGAAUACACAUGUGCUUUCCUGGCCACAGCAGGUGCAUGCCUAUUGAAACCAGUAGAAGCCCUUUAUACCUAUGACAGCAGAACUGACUGCAUAUAAGAGAGUCAAAAACAAUGGGAGAGAAUCCCUCACUCUCUUCUUUAAUACUUAUUCUGUCCUCAUUUACACAAGGGAGUGGAACAUGUGAGCUGUCCUUCGUCUCCUAUGUCUGAAAGCUCUAGGCUCCCUACAAAGACAUGCCAGGAUUUGAACAGAUGCAGGCAAUGUUACAGGGAUGAAGAGAUCACAUGGAAAAAAAGGAAGGGCUUGUUAUAAUGAAAGAGAAAUGCCAAGGGUAUAUCUUCUUAUGAGGAGAGCUCUAAACCUUCCACCUAAUAUUCUGAGUCUGUCACACUAGGCAAUUUUAAAUCACCAUCCUUUUUCGAUUACACAGUAACUCUAAAACAUGAUUAUCUUUGCUUCAUUACUCAGAUUCUGUCUUUUUGUCUGCUUUCAUUUUGUUCUUACCCACAAAGCAGCUUCUUAGCAAGAUAUUUUAAACUGGCUCCAAGUGCAUAGGAUCUCUUCUGAAACCCAGUUCUCACCUGCCUUGUGUCUGCCAGCUGCAUGGCAUUACAUUUACAUUCUGUCAGGUCAGAGAGAGACACGUCCCUUUGUCAUUCUACGCCAUCGACCCAUUUUCCCACUAUUUGUCCAUUUCUUUAAUAUGCAACUAAUCCUUUCAAAACAGAAUUAUUUUUCAAGUGGAAAAAGCAGAGUUUGAAUACAAAAAAUACACGUGAUCAUUCCAUAAGCAGCCUAAAAAUCAUAGAAUAACCAGUUCUUCAGUAGGAUAUUAGCACUUUGUAACAAAAUGGGAUACAUUAUAUAUUUGCUGCAAAGUUUUGUUUUGUGUUUUUUCUCAAAAAUAAAACCUGUAAGAUAUCAAGUCUACAAUCCAUUCAGUGUGAACUUCUUGUGUGGAGCAUUUCCGGCACAGAAACUAUCAGAAUUUGAGUUUUUAAACAGUUACAAUAGAAUUUUGAGACUUACUCUGAUGUAUUUAAGCUAAUUGUCCUUUGUUAAUGGCUUUCCAUUAGGACUAGAGAGGUAUGUCAGCUCUUCAGCUGUUGUAAAUCUGCAUAGCUCCAUUAACUUCAGCUGAGCUAUCCCAGUUUUAAAUUAGCUGAGAAUCUAGCUUAUUUAAAGUUAGUAAUUUCUUUCACUUAUAGGAGUUCACAAAAUCAGUCCCUUUUUCAGUCCUUGGGAAGAAACUGGUCAAAAGAGACCCAAAAACCAAAAUCUAAUCAACAAGUUCAGUUAAAAUAUUAAGCUUAACACUAAGCUUGACACUUGUUGCUUGAAUGCGAACCUUUGAUGCUUUUAAGUCAGCACUGUAGCAGUUCAUUUUAAAUCCAUUGGGUUCCUUUGCUAUCUUAGCAUAAUUGGUUAUGCUUCUUAGUCACACUAUCUAGUGUACUAGGUGGAUUUUUUGUUGUUUCUUUUUGAUAUCCGUUUGAGAAAUUUCCCUGAGUCACAGCACACUAUAUGAAUGCAGUUUGUCUUUGAUCAAUAAAAGUGUAAAAAAGAUGUUAUGUGCACUUGUACUCUGUCCUCGCAUAUAAACAAGGACUGCAGACUGAGGUACAAUUUAGUUACUUUCAUUAUAUUUCACACCAAAUUCCGUUCUCAGACCAAAGAAAACCUGAAUAACAACAUGCACGAUAGUAAAACUG